This is a messenger RNA of Marmota flaviventris (yellow-bellied marmot), 5908 nucleotides long. Lineage: Eukaryota; Metazoa; Chordata; Mammalia; Rodentia; Sciuridae. The record is from RefSeq and is a predicted model, not a curated record.
CACGGCGGCAGCGGCUGCUGCAGAGGUGCAGGUGGAGGCGACCAGCGGCGUCCGAGGCGGUUAGGACAGUGCCUGGCGGUCGGAGCUCUGUUUAAUCUAGAGACUGACUGUAUGAUAGAAACACCCACACUUUUAUCAAUGGUCGGGGAAAGACAGUGGCAACAGGCGAAGAGAGACUGAAUCACAAAGACAAUGAGUCUGCUGAAGCCAAGCGGGCUGAAGGCCCCUACCAAGAUCCUCAAGCCGGGAAGCACAGCCCUGAAGACACCUGCUGCUGCUGCAGCCCCGGUAGAAAAAAUGAUAUCUAGUGAAAGAGCCUCGAGCGCUCCCUCCACUGAGACCCCAGAGGAGUUUGUGGAUGACUUUCGAGUUGGAGAGCGUGUUUGGGUGAAUGGGAAUAAGCCUGGAUUCAUCCAGUUUCUUGGAGAGACUCAGUUUGCCCCAGGCCAGUGGGCUGGGAUCGUUUUAGAUGAACCCAUUGGCAAGAACGAUGGUUCUGUGGCAGGAGUUCGGUAUUUCCAGUGUGAACCUUUAAAAGGCAUCUUUACCCGACCUUCAAAGUUAACCAGGAAGGUGCAGACAGAGGACGAAGCCAAUGGCCUGCAGACAGCUCAGGCAUCCAGAGCCGCUUCACCUCUGUCCACGUCUGUAGCCAACAUGGUGUCCUCCUCAGCCACACCCUCAAACAUUCCCCAUAAGUCUUCCCAGCCAAGAGCCAAGGAACCGCCAGCCACGCCUCAGAUCAGCAACCUUACGAAAACUGCCAGCGAGUCGAUCUCCAACCUUUCUGAGGCUGGCUCAGUCAAGAAAGGAGAGCGAGAGCUCAAAAUUGGAGACCGAGUGUUGGUUGGUGGCACCAAGGCUGGUGUUGUCCGGUUUCUUGGGGAGACUGACUUUGCCAAGGGGGAAUGGUGUGGUGUGGAGCUGGACGAACCUCUUGGGAAGAACGAUGGUGCCGUCGCUGGAACAAGGUAUUUUCAGUGUCAACCCAAAUAUGGCUUGUUUGCUCCGGUCCACAAAGUGACCAAGAUUGGCUUCCCUUCCACUACACCAGCCAAAGCCAAGGCUGCCGCAGUGAGGCGCGUAAUGGCCACCACGUCUGCCAGCCUGAAGCGCAGCCCGUCCGCCUCCUCCCUCAGCUCCAUGAGCUCCGUGGCCUCCUCUGUGAGCAGCAAGCCCAGUCGGACAGGACUAUUGACUGAAACCUCCUCCCGCUACGCCCGCAAGAUCUCGGGCACCACUGCCCUCCAGGAGGCGCUGAAGGAGAAGCAGCAGCACAUUGAGCAGCUGCUGGCUGAGCGGGACCUGGAGCGGGCCGAGGUGGCCAAGGCCACCAGCCACGUGGGGGAGAUAGAGCAGGAGCUAGCCCUGGCCCGGGACGGGCAUGACCAGCAUGUCCUGGAGCUGGAAGCCAAGAUGGACCAGCUGCGAACCAUGGUGGAAGCAGCCGACAGAGAGAAGGUGGAGCUUCUCAACCAACUGGAGGAGGAGAAAAGGAAGGUUGAGGACCUUCAGUUCCGGGUUGAAGAAGAAUCAAUUACCAAAGGCGAUCUUGAGCAAAAGAGCCAGAUUUCUGAAGAUCCUGAGAAUACGCAGACCAAACUGGAGCAUGCCCGCAUUAAGGAGCUUGAACAGAGCCUGCUCUUUGAAAAGACCAAAGCUGACAAACUGCAGAGGGAGUUAGAAGACACUAGGGUGGCUACAGUGUCAGAAAAGUCUCGGAUAAUGGAAUUAGAGAAAGACCUAGCGCUGAGAGCACAGGAAGUGGUUGAGCUCCGAAGAAGGCUGGAGUCCAGUAAGCCUGCUGGGGACGUGGAUAUGUCACUUUCCCUUUUGCAAGAGAUAAGCUCUUGGCAAGAAAAGUUAGAAGUCACACAGGCUGACCAUCAGAGGGAAAUAACUUCUCUGAAGGAGCACUUCGGGGUCCGGGAAGAGACAUAUCAGAAGGAGAUAAAGGCUCUGCACACAGCCACAGAGAAACUUUCCAAAGAGAAUGAGUCCUUGAGGAGCAAGCUUGACCAUGCCAACAAGGAGAAUUCAGAUGUGAUAGCUUUGUGGAAGUCCAAACUGGAGAUGGCCAUUGCGUCCCAUCAGCAGGCGAUGGAGGAACUGAAGGUGUCCUUUAGCAAAGGGGUUGGGACAGAGUCCGCUGAGUUUGCUGAAUUAAAGACGCAAAUAGAGAAACUGAGAGUAGAUUACCAGCACGAAAUAGAAAAUUUACAGAACAAACAAGACUCUGAGCGGUCUGCGCACGCUAAAGAGAUGGAAGCCCUAAGGUCUAAACUGAUGAAGAUCAUUAAGGAAAAGGAGACCAGCCUGGAAACCAUCCAGUCCAAACUGGACAGAGCAGAAGACCAGCACCUAGUAGAAAUGGAAGAAGCCUUAAACAAAUUGCAGGAAGCUGAAAUAAAGGUAAAGGAGCUAGAGGUACUGCAAACCAAAUACAGUGAACAAACCAAGGUCAUUGAUAAUUUUACAUCACAGCUAAAGGCUGCUGAAGAAAAGCUCUUGGAUCUUGAUGCACUUCGGAAAGCCAGUUCCGAAGGUAAAUUGGAUAUGGAGAAACUUAGACAGCAGCUUGAGGCAGCUGGGAAACAGAUUCAAAAUUUAGAGAUUGAAAAGAAUGCUGAAAGUGACAAGGCUAGUAGCAUUGCCAGAGAGCUCCAGGGAAAAGAGCUAAAGCUUACUAACCUUGAGGAAAAUUUGAGUGAAGUCAGUCGAGUGAAAGAGGCUUUGGAAAAAGAACUUCAUAUUUUGAAAGAAAAAUUUGCUGAUGCUUCAGAGGAGGCAGCCUCUGUCCAGAGAAGUAUGCAAGAAACUGUAAAUAAAUUGCACCAAAAGGAAGAAGAGUUUAACAUGCUGUCUUCUGAAUUGGAGAAGUUAAGAAAAAAUUUAUCAGAUAUGGAGGCGAAAUUUAGAGAACGAGAUGAAAAAGAAGAGCAGUUGAUAAAGGCAAAGGAAAAAUUGGAAAAUGACAUUGCCGAAAUAAUGAAGAUGUCAGGAGAUAAUUCUUCUCAGCUGACGAAAAUGAAUGAUGAAUUACGUCUGAAAGAAAGAUGUGUGGAAGAAUUACAGCUAAAACUUUCAAAGGCCAAUGAAAAUGCGAGUUUUCUUCAGAAAAGUAUUGGGGAAAUAACUCUUAAAGCUGAACAGAGCCAGCAGGAAGCAGCCAGAAAGCACAAGGAAGAAAGGAAAGAAUUGGAGGAAAAAUUGUUGGACCUGGAAAAGAAGGUGGAAAUGAGCCACAACCAGUGUCAGGAUCUGAAAUCCAGGUAUGAAAAGGCCAGUUCUGAGACGAAAACAAAGCAUGAAGAAAUUCUGCAGAACCUACAGAAGGUGCUGCUGGCCACGGAGGAGAAGCUGAAGGCUGCCCAGGAGGAGAACAGAGGCCUGAUGCAGGAGAUGGAGGACCUGAAAGUACAGGCUGACAAAGCCAAAGCUGCUCGGACUGCGGAAGAUGCCAUGCAGAUAAUGGAGCAGAUGACCAAGGAGAAGUCCGAGACUCUGGCCUCCCUGGAGGACACCAGGCAAACAAACGCAAAACUGCAAAGCGAAUUGGACACGCUUAAAGAAAACAACUUGAAAAAUGUGGAAGAGCUGAACAAAUCAAAAGAACUUCUGACUGUAGAGAAUCAAAAAAUGGAAGAAUUCAGGAAAGAAAUAGAAACCCUAAAGCAGGCGGCAGCUCAGAAGUCCCAGCAGCUUUCAGCACUGCAAGAAGAGAACGUCAAACUUGCCGAGGAGCUGGGGAGAAGCAGGGACGAAGUCACAAGUCAUCAAAAGCUGGAAGAAGAACGAUCUGUGCUCAAUAAUCAGUUAUUAGAAAUGAAAAAGAGAGAAUCCAAGUACAUAAAAGAGACAGAUGAAGAGAAAGCUUCCUUACAGAAAUCCAUCAGUAUUACUAGUGCUUUACUCACAGAGAAGGAUGCAGAACUGGAAAAGCUGAGGAAUGAGGUCACAGUGCUCAGGGGAGAAAACGCUUCUGCCAAGUCCCUGCAUUCGGUUGUUCAGACUCUAGAGUCUGAUAAGGUGAAGCUCGAGCUCAAGGUAAAGAACUUGGAGCUUCAACUCAAAGAAAACAAGAGGCAGCUCGGCAGCUCCUCAGGUAAUACUGACACUCAGGCAGAAGAGGACGAGAGAGCCCAGGAGAGUCAGCAAAUGAUUGACUUCCUAAAUUCAGUAAUAGUGGACCUUCAAAGAAAGAAUCAAGACCUCAAAAUGAAGGUGGAGAUGAUGUCAGAAGCAGCUCUUAAUGGCAAUGGGGAUGACCUGAACACCUAUGACAGCGAUGACCAGGAGAAACAGACCAAGAAAAAGCCCCGCCUCUUCUGUGAUAUCUGUGACUGCUUCGAUCUCCAUGACACAGAGGACUGUCCCACCCAGGCACAGAUGUCCGAGGACCCACCCCAUUCCACACAUCAUGGCAGUCGGAGUGAGGAGCGGCCUUACUGUGAGAUCUGUGAGAUGUUUGGGCACUGGGCGACCAACUGCAAUGAUGACGAGACCUUCUGAUGUGGUAGCGUGCAGCACGGGCCCUCAGAGGCACUCGCAUCUCAGCAACUGAACACCAGCACUGCGUGCGCAGACUUCAGGAGAACUCAUGUUAUUUUUGACCCCUGUCAAGAAAUCUAAGAAAAUAUUUUGGUCUUCAACAAAUCAUCUUUUAGUCUCCCCUUAUAAGUUAGAAUAAUAAAUAUUAGUAGGUGAGAGUUCACCUCUAAUUUUGUUUUCCUGAUUUUUCAGUUUUAAGACUGCACCAGAUGCCAUUACAUUUAUUGUUCUACAGAGACCUCUAGAACAAGCCCUUCCCUUACCUUAUUUAAGAAACUUUAAAUUAUGCUGUUACUCUUCAUAUUUGCACUAAAUAUUUCUGGGCUGCAUUUGUAUAUUUAGGUUUUUGGUUUUUGGGGGGUUUUUUUUGGUUAAGCAUUGACACUGGAAUGAGUUGCAAAAGAUACCAUUUUGCAUUUUCAUUUACUCUAAAUUUAAAAGUAUUUUAUAAUAUCUGAGCUCUUUGCACUACCUGUUGUCAGUAGUGCCUUUUUUUGUAGGCUGGACAAUACUGGGUGUGAUUAUAAAUCAUGAAACAGGUAGAAGGGAGGGGAAAGCCCCCAAACUGCUGUGGGGACAUUUUAUAAUCUAUAUGCUGCAUCCACUUACUCAACUGUGGUGUUUUCUUUCUUGGUUUUACAUAAUUUUUUGCUUAUAUAUAUAUAUAUAUCAUAUGUAUAUAUUUUUCAAAAAAAAUCUAUAUUUUGGGGAAAAACAAAAUGUUUUUCUGUUCAGAUUUUUACCUUUAUGAAAAAUAAAACACUUGUAAAAUCAUCAGGAUGUAACAGACUAGGCCAAAAAUAGCAUCUUGCAGCUUCACAGUUAUUUUAUCUUCUGUUUCCAUUUUGGUUCUUUACCAGAUCUAAAUAGAUGAAAGAAUUUCCUGUAAUUAUUUUUUCUUCUCUAGCAAACAUCCCCAGCAGUGAAUUAUCAAGCCACUGUAAAAUGCCUAAAUUAACCAAUCUACAGUCUUCCUUUACAAGAUUUUUAACUAUUCUUAGAUGAAUGUACGAUGAGAAAUUCAACAUUAAUAAUUUUGAAUUUUCUUAUCACAAAAUAAUAAAGUGAAGGACCUCAACCUCCAGAAUAGUUUAUCAACCAGUCUGAAUAUAUUUAUCUUCAUUUGAAUGUCUUCUAGAAUAUGUAAAAUGUAAUAAAAUGUAUCUUCCAUGCUACAUGUAUAAUAAGAAAUUCUAUAAUUGUAUAUAUGCCUUUGAUGUAUUUUCCCCUAAGAUUAUCAAUUGUGUUUGACAAGUGAAUAUUAAAUGUUACCAGUGGAAAUUUUUGGUUAAUAUAAUAGGAAUUGUUUCACAAAAAGAAAACAUGUAAAGCAGUAUUAAAAUUUGAGCAUACAAGU